Messenger RNA from Xylaria bambusicola, 304 nucleotides. RefSeq lists its product as uncharacterized. Lineage: Eukaryota; Fungi; Ascomycota; Sordariomycetes; Xylariales; Xylariaceae. The transcript has a single exon. The record is from RefSeq and is a predicted model, not a curated record. Bases 47 to 262 code for a protein of 71 amino acids.
UCUAUGUAGGUACCAUGUUUGCGACGAUUGCACAAAUUGACAUGCGAUGCUCGUUUUCUAUCAAGCUGUCGUUCUCCUUUUCCCCCUUAGUGCUUUAACCUCACUUACUCCUCCUUUUAAUAUUUAUCUAGAACACCCCUUAUGUUACUCCAUCGCAAUGAUUGCUGUAUCAUUUCGUUUUCGAUGCAUCUUGGCUGCAGUGAUGAUACCUCCACACAUCGGGGCUCACGCUUUGCGCGGCAGUGAAGUAUGCAGAUACUAGAAGUUGGUAAAAAUAGGAGCCAGUUGCUUACUAAUGAGAGAG